Puccinia triticina is the source of this 4827-nucleotide messenger RNA. RefSeq lists its product as uncharacterized. Gene Ontology annotation, cellular component: NuA4 histone acetyltransferase complex; Swr1 complex. The transcript is spliced from 3 exons. Gene Ontology annotation, molecular function: histone binding. The coding region runs from base 1 to 4827 and encodes 1608 amino acids. NCBI's taxonomy places the organism in Eukaryota, Fungi, Basidiomycota, Pucciniomycetes, Pucciniales, Pucciniaceae. The record is from RefSeq and is a predicted model, not a curated record. Gene Ontology annotation, biological process: regulation of transcription by RNA polymerase II; chromatin remodeling.
AUGGUCAUGUUAUCCGAUCGACCACCCUCUCAAUCCGACAGACCACAUCAGCAUCCUCGAGAUAGCUACAAUCAGCCACACCCAUCUCGAGAGAAACGUCCGCCAUCGAUCUUUCAGUCCCAUCACCCCUCAAAUGCUAGCAAGAGUAAACCCGCACGCGCCGCCGUCCCCUUCAAUCGACUCCAAUUGGCUGCCGCCCUGAUCGAAUACAACGACGGCACUCCAGACAAUCAGGCCAGCGGAAUAGAUUGGUCUCUUCAAGAGCUUAUCUCCGCACCCCUAUCAAAUCUCAAGCAAGCGCCCUAUUCGGCUAUUUUUAUCCCAUUCCGUCAAAGCCUUCCCUCCAAGCCGCUCGACUUCUUCUCCGGUCUGGAAUUACUUUCUUCCCCCAAGUCGCCUGCUGGCAAAAGCUUGAGUGGCUUUGGGAUCGUCUCAGAGACUGGCGCUUCGAGGCUGGCCACAACAGUCCCGGGUAACCCCCGAAGGAUUUCUGAACCAGUAAUAAUCGAAGAUGCACAAGCCACUGGUUCCAGAUCUGGAAUCGAUCCGUUCGAUAAUGAUGUUGAAGUUCUCUCUGAAUGGGGAUUAGAUAAGGUACUCUCUGGCAACUUAGGAGCUGCGAAAUCACCGGAUAGCGCUCAUGAACUCAAAACGCAGCCUAGGACUGGUCACGUACCUGAAAAUCUUGCUGAUCGUCAUCAAGUCAAAUCGGAUAUGUUCGACUUCCAUUUCUCAGAGCUUAGACUUCAGACCGCGGACGAGCAAAAAGCCGGAAAAUCGCUAACCCCCGAUUUCUUUGAUGAUAACAACAACCCUGACGAACUGAAUCCAGUGAUUGAUGACGAAGCUAUGCUCCGCCAGAGGUUCGGAUGCGACCCAGAAGGCAGGAAGUUGUUGCGCCCGCAAUCAGUAAUGGAAUUAAAAGAGACCCGCCUGCGAUGUCGACAGACCAAAUCAUCAACAACCAAGCAACUUGCCGCUCUCCGCGGUCGGGCACCUCUAACUACUCAACAAGCCGCUUUUCAAAUUAACCCCAAUGACCCUCUCCGCAUGGAUAAAAGAAAGUCCGUACUACGCACCAAGUCACUCUCCCCAACCAGGGCUGUUGGUCGAGCUUCGAUGAGCGCUUUGAGGUCCACGAGCUCCAAAAACGUACCGACACGCCAGCACUCGGCGUCUGGUGCCAUCCAGACUCUUGGAAAUCCGUCAGUCGAUAUGUUACCGGCUCGGGGAAGGGCGAAAAGUGUUCUUGAUGAACCGUCCAACCGUCGGUUCAGUCUCAACCCCCUCCAAGGUGUUCUCGUCAAGCGGUUACACCACCGGGGCAAGUCUGCCACCAGCAUGACCAAUCCGUCUCUCACCGACGUCGAGCCAGUCAGAGCGAAAAAGGCGUCGGCUAACUCCGAGAUUGACACCGACAGUAUCUCCGGCCCGAUUUCCCCCAACCCGGGCGGUCCGAAUUCGAUUUCUGAGCCCAAACCGAAAGGCAGGACAUCGGCCGAUAUCGCUGAACGGUACCAGAAGUCAAUUGCUAUGCUCGAGGGGCGGAAGAGCGAGGACAUGACCUACGAUGUCCCAAAUCCACUUAGCUCUUCUUUGAGUGGAUCCCAGGCGGGCAAAGACGCUGAAGGGACUACCAGGGAUCACCAGACUACCUUGCUUAAUCAAGUUGGAUCGAAUGCCCACAGCCAACAGGGCAGCGAAUUCUCGCUCGGAGUUCCUAAACAGUUCACGAGUCGAUUUGAUCCUAAAGUCGCAUCGGUACUUUCUCAAGCAACGCCUACAGGCAUGAGUCUUCACGACGAUUCGGAAGCAUUCGAAAACCGCUCUCUUCGUGAUGAUGAGCAGGAUGAAGAUGAUGGCGAGAAUGAAUUAGAAGUAAAUGAUGACAGAGAUAGCGCAACUGAGACGCAUAUAUAUGAUGAACAUGGACGAAUCAGAUUUCCUGCUUCUCUUAAGCCGCUAGUUCUGAUCAUGCCGAUCCCACUUACGCCAGCUCAGCCGGAACCCGAAGAGGUUCAGGAACCCGACGUGGAAAUGGCUGCCGCGGAUGAAGCGGCUCUGGCUGAGCAAGCCAAACUCGAGGAAAUUCAAAGAUUGAAAAAUGUUAGGCCGGCCGGUAAACUCUACGGAAGAAGCUUGAUAGAUGAAUUAAACUCGAGGAAGGGCACCCAAAAAGCCAAGCAAAUGGCUUUUGGAGCGAACCCUUCAGCCAAAGUGUUUAAUCAGCAUCUCUCACCAGAGGACGCUAGUCGACCAGGCUCGAUCUACUCGGCAGUUGAUGUCGUCCCUGAAGUCCGGGUAACGCUUCCACACAGCUCGAGUUCGCCCAUGCAUUUGGCCAAUCAAGCCUUGCAAACAACCCAAUCAAAAUUCAGUCAGGCUUUAAUCGACUCAUCCAAAGCUCGCAAGAGUGUGUUUGGAAUGGACAUGGUUAUGAAAGCUGAACUCGAAAAAUUGAAGAAGAUCAAGGCGAGAGAAGAGCAGGAACUCAGGGAGGAAGAGUCGAAGACGGAAGCUAAAGAGGCGAAGAAACAGGCGAAGAAGAAAGGCAAAAAGAAAGGUGCCGAUGAAGAGGUCAAAAAUGAUGAGUCUAAGGAUCGGAUUACCAACCGCUUAUCGCGCAUGGACAAUGUCAACAAUCGCCUAUCUCGCCUGGACAAUUGGGAUGCGCUACUGGAGAGAGAAACUGAACCACCUCCAAUUCCUGAGCCAAGAGCGCCGAUCCCUCUCCCUGUCCUGCUCUCGCCCAUGAAUCCGAGUGAAAACAUGGUCAGUAAUAUGAACGACUGGUUCAAGGACAAAGCAAACGAAUCAUCGCUAGGCCAUACGCCAAUCAUGCCGCCCUCGUUGGAUCUUGAAGAUCUUGAAGAUGAUGUUGGAUUCGGAAACGCGGAUACCUUGGCUCGUAAACUUGAGAUGCAAGUUGAAGGGAUGAAGUAUAAGCCUUUGCCGAAUCUUUUCGAGAGCCAUAACAUGGUUCGUCCCAACAGCGUCCAAAGUCAAGCCGCCUUUUUAUCCCUUGGAACUCGAGGCAAUACCCCCAACCUUCUGAUGACAAGUCCCCGCGUGCCCGGAAGCGAAGAUCACGAGGAGGGAGAGGAAUUGCUACUGAACUCGACUGCGGAAAAUUGCCGCCAAUCUUACCUGCUCCAAACCGACUUGCAACCACAUGAAGAGCAAGACGAUAACGUGCCUCUUUCAUACCGUCGGAAGUCCAAUUUUCUUAAGGUUGGCGUUGACCCCGAAGAGGAAGACAACCGGCCACUUUCGCACAUUGGAGCCAAACUUACGACUGGAUCGGCCCAUUUAUCGGCACGAUCGCCGAUUCGAUCGGCCUCUUCUCAGGAGUCCGAUGAGGAACUUCCAUUGGGUAUCCGGGCUUCGAUCCUGCUCUCCAAACAGCAUCCACCGAUCGAUCUCACCAACGAUGGCGCAUCAUCUGAGGGCCCAAUUGGCUCUGUCGCAUCUGAUGAAAGCGAUAUGGUACCAUUAGGCAUUCGAGCCUCAACCUUCCUUUCCAUGCCGUCCGAGGCCGCACGUCCGUCGAAAGAGAGCUCAUCAUCCCAUGGAGACGAUGUUCCGUUGGCAUAUCGUGCAUCAAGGAUGCCAAUGAGCAUUUACGCGUUACAAGAGAAACACUCCGGGCCUAUGGAGACAUUGCGUGCGAAAUCCCGCGACCUUCAUCCACCCUCAACCUUGGACCCGUCAUUCUCAUUUCCCAGUCAAGCCGCUGCGUUCAACAAUCCCUACCAAACCACGCCUUCGAGACUCUUUUCCAGCCAGAACUCAGAUCAUGGUCCACGAAUCACCACGAUCGAGGAUGAUGGGGACGAGGACGACAACGUUCCACUGGCGCAGCGGGCAUCGUUCUUACCGCCUGUAGUGGCCGUAGACGUCAAAGGUGGCUCGCAAGGACUCGAUAUGGACCCCGAUACUAGCCAGAAGAUCGUUGUGACUCCAUCGGAAAGCGAGCGGCCUAGGUUCGUGUUUCCAGACCGAUCGACCGACCAAAAGCGCGAGCCGGCCAAAUUACGCAGUCCGAUCCUAAGCCAAGUGGUUGACGAGAGUCUGGCAAGAGAAGACACCCUCGCAGCCUUGGAGGGGCGUGGAAACGUGGAAGCUCAUGCCGAUGAUGACGUACCACUUGGCGUCACUCGCGCCGCUCACUCCUCCACCGGCACCCUCCAACGUGAACGGACUAUGAUCAAGAGACAGAAGGAAAGGGAACGCAAGCUCGAGGCUGCUAAAGCCAAGGCCGAAUUCGAAGCCUUGACAAACGCUCAAAAAGGGCAAGGGACCAGCACUCAAGACGAGCUGCAUCCUCAACAAGCAGCAGAAGUAGACGAGGAUGAUGAUGACGAUGAUGAUGUCCCGUUGGGAAUGAACCCACAUGCGUCGGUGAUGAACUUCGCAUCCAAAGCCAAUGAUGUUAAUGACGACGAAGAAGAAGACGAUGUUCCAUUAGGAUUCAGCCGGCACGCAUCGGUGAUGAAUCCGCAAGAGGCGAUGAUGCGCACGCUAGUGGAGCAGCAGAACGCGGCCUUCGGCUUCCCGCCGGCGGGCCCCAGCCACCCGACCGCCCAUUUCCCAAAUCACAUGUCCAUGAUCAUGUAUCCUCCUACCCCGUACCUCUCGCAUCCUGUCCCUGGCAACCAGUCCAUCGACCCCACUCAACCCCCUUUCUUCCAGCAACCGUAUCAGAUCCAUAGUCAGCAACAACAACUUCUUCAGCACCAGCAGCAGCAGCAGGGUCAUCUCGUCGACGCCGGGGGCUCGGCUCCGGACUCGUCUACCAUCAGUAGAUGGAGACAGGACAUCCAAUAA